CGGACGCCGCGCGGUGGGCGGGGCUUGUCUCCAGACCCUGCUUCCAAGCGGGCGGACCAAGGACGUCCGGGCGCUGGGGAAUAGCCGGCGAGAUGGUGGUGCUGGACAAGAUCGUCUCCUUCCUGAAGAUGGCGUGGGCCAAGCAGCCCGUCCUCGUCGUCUCCGUCGGCAUCAGCAGCGUGGCUGUUGUGCUGCCCUUUGUCAGCCCCUACGUCAAGUACUCGGAGAUGGCCAACAGAGCCACACCCUAUGUCUAUCCAGUGCCAGUACGAGAUGAUGGGAACAUGCCAGACACCCCUUCUCACCCCUGUGACAAGGAAGGGCCCAGCUUGGAGUGGCUGAAGAAUAUGUGAGGUGCCUAGUAAGGGCGAAUUGGUGGCCCCUUGGUGAAGUUGGUUGUACAGCCAGAGCAUCGCGUCAGUGCUGUCUGCUGCCCCCUUUCUGGUCAUGAAUAAUUAAGUGUUUGGUUUGUCCUUCUUGUUCACUGAUGUAAUAAAUAUUUGACUUCCAGGAA
Molecule: messenger RNA, 514 nt
Organism: Gavialis gangeticus (Gharial)
Lineage: Eukaryota; Metazoa; Chordata; Crocodylia; Gavialidae
Gene: NDUFA3
Product: NADH:ubiquinone oxidoreductase subunit A3
Exons: 4
Coding region: 93-353 (86 amino acids)
Cellular component (GO): mitochondrial inner membrane
Source: RefSeq, a predicted model, not a curated record